CUCUGUGCCUGCAGCGCUGCGUUCGGGGCCCCGUGCUGAAAGAGGGGCGGUGAGCCCCUGGAGCGCGUCCAGAGAAGGCUUACAGCGUUGGUCGGCAGCUGGACUAUUGAUCUUAGUUGUCUUCCCAGCCUUAGUGGUUCUACGAUUCCAUAGAAGCGGUUCUUGCAGAACUUGGAUUUCUACUUCAUCUGCUUCUCUUCUACAUCUCUUCACAGUGUUGGUGCCUCUUUCACUCGUGUUCAUACACCAGUUUCUGAGUGCGUGCCUGAAACUUCUCGUGUCCGGCAGGUUGGUGCGGUGAGCCUGGGUGGUGAUAGUAUGAGAGCUGCUCCUCAGCCUGCACUCAGAACUGCGGCCACAAAGAGUCAUGUUCUUGGCUGCCGGGCUAGGUCUUCUUUCUGGGAGCCCUUGAGAUGACAGCCAUGGCAGAAUUCAACAACGUUCAAUCAGUGUCUGAAAUGCCAGAAGAAGGUGAAGCUAAACGUGGUUUCUAUCACAGAAUGCUUUUGGAACCUCAGGAGGAGAAGAGGAACCUGAAGGCUCUGAUGGUUAAACAAGUGAAGAAAACUUGCAGCUGCACUCCAGCCAAAGUUAAAGACUGUGUUUUAAGUUUCUUUCCCAUCUUGCAGUGGCUUCCUAAAUACAAUCCAAAAGAGUGCUUACUGGGAGACAUAAUGUCUGGUGUGAUUGUGGGGGUCUUGCUAGUCCCACAGUCAAUUGCUUAUUCUCUCUUGGCUGGACAGGAGCCUAUUUAUGGCCUUUAUACAUCCUUCUUUGCAGGCAUUAUUUACUGCAUAUUUGGAACCUCUCGCCACAUCUCUGUUGGUAUCUUUGGUGCACUUUGUCUGAUGGUGGGACAAGUGGUGGAUCGUGAGGUGCUGAGAGCCGGCUAUGAGCUGGAGCCAGCUGCUCUUAGUGACCACAUGGAUACAGCAAUGCACGUGAACUCCACCACUGCACCUGUGAACCAGACACUGCAGAAGCUGCUCUGUGAUAAAACCUGCUAUGCAAUAAAAGUGGGAGCCACCAUGACCUUCAUAGCUGGAGUUUAUCAGGUGGCCAUGGGUUUCUUUCAAGUGGGCUUUGUCUCAGUGUACCUCUCCGAUUCAUUGCUCAGCGGAUUUGUCACGGGUGCCUCCUUUACCAUCCUGACAUCACAAGCUAAGUACCUCCUGGGUCUGGACAUUCCACGGAGCAGUGGCGUCGGCUCCCUCAUAACCACGUGGAUAAACAUCUUCAGAAACAUACACAAGACUAACAUGUGUGAUGUCAUCACCAGCUUUUUGUGCUUUCUUGUUCUUAUCCCAACUAAGGAGCUUAAUGAACAUUUUAAAUCCAGGCUCAAGGCUCCAAUUCCAGUUGAAUUAGUUGUGGUUGUGGCAGCUACUCUGGCAUCUCACUUAGGGAAGCUGAAAGAAACCUAUGGCUCAAGUGUUGCUGGGCACAUCCCAACUGGCUUUCUGCCACCCAGCCCUCCUGACUGGAACCUGAUUCCUAAUGUGGCACUGGAUGCUAUCCCCAUCGCUGUCAUUGGCUUUGCCAUCACUGUUUCCCUCUCAGAGAUGUUUGCCAAGAAGCAUGGUUACACUGUGAAGGCCAACCAGGAAAUGUAUGCCAUUGGCUUCUGCAACAUCAUUCCCUCUUUCUUCCAUUGCUUCACAACAAGCGCAGCUCUUGCUAAGACUCUUAUUAAAGAGUCAACAGGUUGCAGAACACAGGUUUCUGGCGUUGUGACUAGUUUGUUAAUCCUAAUAGUCCUCCUUGUGAUUGCACCUUUGUUUUAUUCCCUUCAGAAAUGUGUCCUUGCUGUCAUAACCAUUGUAAACCUCAGAGGUGCCCUGCGAAAGUUCAGAGACCUGCCAAAAAUGUGGCAUUUGAGCAGGGUGGACACGGUGAUCUGGCUAGUUACUAUGGCGUCCUCAGCACUCAUCAGUACUGAGAUUGGCCUUUUGAUUGGUGUUUGUUUCUCUAUGCUUUGUGUCAUUUUUCGAACUCAGAAACCAGAGGCACCAUUGCUUGGCUGGGUGGCAGAGUCUGAAACGUAUGAGUCCCUGUCUGCUUAUAAGAACUUAGAAACUAAGCCAGGAGUUGUGGUGUUGCGUUUUGAAGCACCCCUCUACUACAUCAACAAAGAGUGCUUCAAAUCCGCACUGUACAAGCAAACUGGAGUCAACCCAGCCUUGGUGAAGGCAGCAAAGAAAAAGGCAGCAAAAAGAAUGCUUAGAGAGAAGGAAGCGGGUUCUGGUGGCAACCAGACCAACGUUUCCAUGGAGCUUGUGUCCGAGCCGUUGGGGUUUCACACAAUAGUGAUUGACUGCUGUGCAGUACAGUUUCUGGACACAGCAGGAAUACGCACGCUCAAAGAGGUCUGCAAGGACUACAGUGAGAUAGAUGUCCAGGUGCUACUGGCACAGUGCAAUCCUUCGGUGAGGAGUUCCCUCAUGCGGGGAGAAUUCUUCAAAGAGGGGGAGGACCAUCUUCUCUUCCACAGUGUGCAUCAGGCCGUGGACUUUGCACUGGGUGCACAGGAGCACAGCAGGACCUGUGCUUCUAAGAGCUAAUUGUGGGAAGGCAACAAGUUGGAACAAAGCCUGGAAAAAAAUGAGCAUUGCUUUAUGUAUGAUACUGAGUGAAUGCAACUCUUAAGUUUCUCAUGAUCUGUAUAUGAGCCAAAGAGUUUCAUAUGAACAUUUAUCUCAUUUCUCUUCUGUCAUCAGCUUUCCAUUUCUUGGUUCCCCUCUGUUUUGAUCAUCAGCACGAAGGUCUUUCUGAAUAAGACAAGCUUUAGAAGCAUUCUAGGCAAACCAUCUAGCUGAAUGCUACAAGGCAACUCAUUUCUUGUUCCUAGUUGAGAAAUUGCUUUUUCAUAUCAUCACAGCCUUAUAUUUUUAAGGAAUGACUGACAGGUACUGUUUACUCUGUUUUUUAUCACGUUGUGAUUGCUUGGUCAUAUGAGGACCAAUAGAUAAGGAAAAUCAUGCAACAAAAAAGUCUUAAUGCAUAGCUUAUAACUUACCUGUCACCUCUGGACAAUGCUUUGUCAUCGUGUGUUGACAGCCAAAUGCAGCCAGAUGAGCGGGGACAUGGUUAUCUAGUUUCUGUGCAGUCCCUUACAUGCCAGGAAAGAUUGCUCUUUUGCUUGAAUCUCUUUGGAUAAUCUCUCUGGAAGUAUUUUUAUUUGGACAUGAUUGCUUAGAAGUCUGAUUCAUACUUACGGUCAAUUGCUUGUUUUGUUAGUAUUUAGGAGCGCUUUAGGAUUGUGAACAUUAGAUAUGAAAGAUCACCAAUUCAUGGGUUGCAGUGCAAUACAAGCUGGUUUUACUUGCCAAACUGACAGAACCCCAGACACCGGAAUGAGAAGGGCCCCACAGAUUAUCCAGCAUUGGGCCAAAUCUGCUUGUGCCAUGCAGACUUCCGGUGUGAAUGCAGGUUUUAUUGACCAUAAACUCUUUAUAUAUGCUCAGUCGUGGGCCUUUUGUAAUGGAGAUGUUGGCCAAGAAGAGAGGUAAUCAGAAAAAGAGCCAGAAAGAAAUCUGCUGAAAGCUCUUCACCAGGUUAGUGUAAAUAAAACUUUGUACUUUGCUUUUAAGUUAUGCAGAACAGUGAAGAGUCCCUAUUGUUCAUGUCGAAAUAAAGGCACUGGGUAGGAAGACGUUCUCUGUUCUUACAGCAAUAGAAUACAAUUAUGAAAGCAUAAUUGAAAGAUUAACUUUUUUUUACUGGCUGCCAAGGGAGUUUAUAGUCUGAACUGCAGUUUCUUGACAGCUUUUAAGAGGGAAAAGGUGUUGUAUAUGACGGUAAGCUCAUCCUUAAUCAUUCAAAAAUGAGUCAGGAAUCAAAAAAGUAAGAAAAUGCAAUGUAAAUUAUGAAGCAUUUUCUAAAUAGAAAUACAUUUUCCAUUUAGGAUGAUUUUAUUUUUCUGAGCAAUUAGGAACUUUUCCCUUAUUUCAGUGAAAGCUGAAAUGUCACACGGUGCUUCGGUCUGGGAGCUCAAGAGAAGGAACAGACAGAAGGAAGUUCAGUCCCAGGAUCUGGCAACAUUUAUAUGCUAGGUGAACUUACUACAUUUUUUAGGACAUGAUAGGAGUGUAUAAAAAUAUUUAGGGAGUGGGCAGGGCGUAUGGAAAAGGAUCACAUAACUGAGAUCCUUGAAUUGGACUUACUAAGACAACAGCGAGACUUCAAACAUCAGAGAUUCUAAAGCUUCUGCAGUGUUCAAAAAACACAAAUAGUUUUCUUUCAUAGCCUUAAGGCACGUUUAUACAAGGAGAUGAAUCCCAAAUAGCUACUGCUGGUUUUUUUCUUUUCUGCAUAAACUUUAAUUCUGUGCUAGGAAUCCCUUUUGUGCUUUGGGUAAUUAUAGGGAUCAAGUUUGUAUUAUCAAAGUGGGGGCCGCUGUCAGGAGGGAGCAGCUCCAGCAGCCAGGAUCCUGCUUUCAACUCUAAACAAAAAUUACCCAUGCCAUUUUGAAACGCCAAGCCCCAGCUAUUCAUUUUCCACCGUGUUGCCCUUCAGGCACGGGCAGCUGACAGGGAAUGAGCUGCUCUGAUGGUCCUGAAGAGGGGCAGGGAUGGCAGCAAAGUGGAAGGUGCUGUGGGUGAAUCUUUCCUGUCUGCGCUCAUGACUUCUUACCCUUUCCACGCUGCCCAGGAGAGGAUUUUUUGAUUUGUGACAAUGCGCAGUGAUAACAGAAGAAGAAAAUAAAAAGUAUUUAUUAAAUGGCUUUUUUUUAAAUUUCAAAUUUAUUUCCACCUGUGCCAAGAAGGGAGGAAUAAGUGCAUCAAUUCUCAGGAGCAGUACUACAGCUGUAAAGGAUGCAUAUUUGUGGCACCUGAGUGUUUGUUUGUAUUAAAGCACAAUAAAACAGUCAUAAAUUGAUUUUCAAAGAAUUAAUUUAGAUUACAGCUAAAAGAUAGAUUAAAGUGAUUUAUGUUUAGCUAGAGCACAUCAUGCUUGGCCGCAGUGCUGUUUGUGCAGCCACAAUUGGCAGUGUAACCUCCAAACUGAAUUUGAAGCAAAACACACACACGCAAAAUGUAUUAAAAUGCAACUGCAAAAGCAUCCAGCCAACAAAAAAAAAACACCAAACCAACAACAAAAAAACAAUUUCUGAUGUUCUUGCUUAAGAUAAUAUUUAUAGGCUGCAGUUUAUCCUCUACAUAAAUGCAUACAGCCCUGGUUGGAAGGGAAUACAAAUAAACGCCCGUUGGCAGAGAGUUAAUGUAAUAGGGAGUCCUUUGGCAUUAACUGAAGAUUGGAGCUUAUCGUGGCUGGGGUUUCUUAAAAUGGUGGGUUUUCAGGCAUUUUCCUUUUAAAGCUUUUUUUUUUUUUUAAUGAAGACAAGUGUAAGUGAAUUCAGGCCCUAGAAUUCUAGAGCAGGAAGCAUGCCUUGCUUCAGUAUGUUUGUGGAUCCUUGAGAAAUAAUCUAACUUCAUGUUUAGGCACCAAGGACCAUUGAGUGAAAACUGUUGCCCUAAAAAAUUUGUUUCCUAAAGGAAUUUCAGACACGUGUAUACAUAUAUAUAUAUCUAUAUAUAUAUACACACACAUAAAUGCGCACACACCUUUUGCAGCUUUAUGUCUCCAGUCGUGCUUUUGCAGAGUGGCUGCUUCUGUCCUAGAAGGGGCUCUCUAACCUUCUGCUGAAUUAAAUAAACAAUAGACCACACAUAAAGGAUUGUAGAAGGGAAACUGCUAUACCCGCUGCUGUCUAGUGUUUCUGUUAUCCUUUCGGCUUAAUUUGUCAUCUACAAAAGAAUGAAUCCCAGAAUGAUUGCCUUUGGGCUGCCCAGAAUGGUGACAUUUGUUGCAGAGGCCUUCACAGCCCAGGGCCAACCUGGAAGGCUGCAUAGAUCUGUUGGUCUCCUGUAAGGCAGCUCCCAAAUGUCUGAAUUCAGCAAUUGUCCGUCUAAAUGAGGAAUUAGCAGAUCAUUAGCACAUUCAUUAACGGUAACAACGUGGCAUUAUGGAAAUUAACACUCACAAUCUCAGCUAUACUGAAGGCUAGCUGAAGUAUCUUUAGUGGUCUGCUAAAUGUCAGACUUUCUCUAGGUUUCUUGCUGCUGUAGGCAGUAGUUUUCAGCUCCUGAUGUGCCAGUUGCACUAAUAAAUGUUUCACUUGUGUGAACGUUUUGACACAGAACCAAUUCUUAAUCCAUUUCAAAAAUAGGAAGGUGUUAAAGUGAUGCACGUGGUACUUAUUUUUGGAUUUAUGAUGACAUAAAUCCACUGAUAGAGCACCUGGUGGGAAGGCAGGAUCAACCCAGGAGAGCUCAGGUGCAUGCAAUGCAGCUGAGUGACUGGAAAGGAUGGAGCCAGGGCCCACCCUUUCCCAGACCUCAUUUAAGGGUUGGUAGUGGAGGUGAGGGUAUCUGAUUGGAGAUCCCUGCCUACCUGAGGUCUUCUCAAGGUAAGCAGAUUUUCUUCUUUUGUUUCUGUAUCUAUGGGUGGUGCAGAGGAGCUUGUUCUCAUUUGUUGUAGCCUGGGAUUGUGUCACCCUGCUGUUACUGCUGUGCUUUCCAUCACGUUGUAGCACUAUGGCAUUACGGUAGUCAACCUUGGUCCUGUGUGAUUUAGUGAUCUGGAUUUCCUAGCAUGUUGUUGCAGCUCUGGUCAUUGCUUUUCAAUUCAUCACACAAUUCACCUCAUCACCUUUCACGCUUCUGUGUUUGUCUGUAAGGCACUGUGUGUGAUUGACUGUAAAUAGAAGAAUCUUAGCAUAUUUUGAUAUUACCUGUGAGCUGCUAUUCAGUUUUUAUGUCAAAUCUUCUAGUGAGACCAAAGCUCCCAAGCAAAGACUGCAGAGGCACCCCCCAAAUCCCACAGUGUUUGGGGCUGUGGGGAGCAGCCCCAUAUACCUGCUGGGAGAGCUACAGCCAGGCCUGGGGCUGCAUAAGGGCUCACGUACCAGUGACAGUGCCUCCCAGGAUAACAGACCUGGUAGGAGGCCUGUGAUAGCACUACAUACAGCCGUGUGCCUUUUUCCAUGAGUGUAAUAAUAACACAGGAUCCUUGUUCCUGUCCAGUGCUGCUGCAUGAGUCAGUGAUGAGUCAGUGUCCCAUUCUCAGUAUUAUAAGGGAUUUCUGGCUUUAUGAUUAUUUAUUUUUGUAUACUUCUAAUCUAAUUCUGUACUUGACUCUCCUAGAAAAGACCACAAAGCUACCAUGACAUCUGUACUCCUUCCCCAUCAGGUUGCAGUGAUGAACAAGGAGAUAUCUCUCUUGGAUGGGGGGGAAAGCAUUCUGGGUCUUUGAGUCAAUUGGUCCCAGCUGUAGCCCACAUCCUUGUGCCUGUGUGUGAGCUCUGUGCCAGAUACUACAUCUGCAUCUUGCUUGCUGUGCAAGCCUGCCUGGUGAGGUCUGCACUUCCUCUACCCAGACCUUAUUGGGGCAACACUACAGAUCUCCCCAGGUCCCACUCUUUGAAUCUUUCACCCAAAGGCUGUGCAAACUCCCCUGCUCCCAGCAUGUUUGAAUACCUGUUAGUAGGUGUCGCUGCUAAGAAGUUUUUAAUGAGACUGAAGUCAUCACCCCCAGGAUCCAAACUGCUGGACUAGAUCACAGAAACUGGAACAUGAGGAAGCCCUACUGGUCGGGUGUGAAACACUUCAGGCAAAUAGUUCCUUUUCAGGAUGUUACUUUCUUGUUUUUUUUUCUUCUUCUUUUCAUAUACUUUAGAGAGAUGAUUAAAUUAUUUAAGUGAUCGAAGUUCAUUUUAACAGCAUUAAUUUAACUUAGCUAAUGAAGCUGUGAUGUAGAUAGGAGUCAUCUGCUAAUGCAAUCCAGGGUGCCUUUUAUCUGUAUAACUUGUUGUGCUUUGCUGAGCCUCACACUAGGAUACCAUUGUGAGUCUGGAAUAUUGAUAUAAUUGCCCUCAUUAGAAGGGAUUUGCACUUCUACUAUGCUGGCAUAGCUAAAAGGGGCAAUGCUCUGUGCCUUUGCAUUUUGAACUGCUUUGUUAAGUCCCAAGAAUUACUUGCACUUGGUUGUGGUGUUUGUAAGCCUUUGUUGGAGUAGCUGCUCAUGUGGAAAAAGAACCUGAUCUUUACUGACUCAAUAGAAUUUCUUCUGAAGUAGAAAUCAUUUUGAGUCUUGUCUUUUCUUUUGAGAUGAUUGUAAUGCUAAAAGUGAUGCCUCUGGUUAGGUAAAAUGACUAAUAUUUAAUAUAUAUAGUUUAUAGCAUAAUUAGUACCUUUUAUCGUAUUUCAGAGAGAAAAUAAGGCAUUGCCAUUUCUCUAAUGUGCAAAUAUACAGAAUACUACAGCAUUUGAUAGAGAGUCAAAUCUCCAUUGAGGAAGUGUGCUGCCCAAAAUAUUUGAAUUGAGUCUGAAAGCAUUCAGUUCUUAGUCCAGCUCCCAGACCAUCUCAGGACUGUACAGAAUGAUGGGAAGUCAAACAUUCUGCUGGACUUGGGUCCAAAUUUUAAUGUCUAACUUUUGACUUUAGAAAUGAAAUUUUGUGAUAAAAAUCUAACUGAAACAUCUUUAAGGGGAGGUAAAGCAUCACUCUUUCUGGCAAGCAUGUGAUGAUUUCAUUUUAUGAACUCCAGUUACUUGCAAUCAUCUCUGCACUAUGGUAUAAUCUGGGAUGACUUCUGAAUUAUUCUAAAUUCAGAUUGAUUUUAAGAUACUGUUUGUGACAAUGUUUUGCUCAAUGAAUUAAAUGACAAAUUUUGCCUGGAGUAGCUUUUUCAAAUUUGGGAGUUAGCUUAAACAAACAGGACCUUAGGAAUGAAAAAACGACUUGUCUGAUUAGACUGGUUUACAGAAAUAGUUUGGAAAGUUGCAUAGCAUGUAUAAUGGAUUGCCUUUUUAUUACUAUUUGUAAGUGCAGUAUAAAUGAGGUGUGAUACUUCCCCCAGUUUGGUGCUAGAAUCCAGGGUGCUGGGGAGGCUGUCUGCCCCUUGCCUUUGCCUAUUCUGUAUGUAUGUUUGCUAGCACAGACAUAGCCUUGUGCACAGCCUGAGAUGUGCUGCCAUCAGCUCCUCAGGAGUGCUGUGCUCACGGACCAAAGCCUGUGAUGGGAGUUGUUUUGUCAAUCGUCUUAUGUUCUACCAACAAAACGUACUGAGGGGCUAUAUCAUCUGCGUAUUGCUGGCUUUACCUUUUUUCUAUCUGCUUGUUCUGUAUCAGCUGCCAUUUUAAAAUGCUGAUGUGCCUUAUUGUCAUUGUGGAAGACUGUUAAGAGAAGAAUUUUCUGUCAGAUAUGGUAAAAUCUUUGAGAUUUCUUUACCAUCAUUAAAAGAUAUUUAUGUUCUUUUCUGCUUCA
This is a messenger RNA of Meleagris gallopavo (turkey), 9267 nucleotides long. The record is from RefSeq and is a predicted model, not a curated record. Lineage: Eukaryota; Metazoa; Chordata; Aves; Galliformes; Phasianidae.